This is a messenger RNA of Malaclemys terrapin pileata, 5725 nucleotides long. It is a transcript of the gene PLEKHA2, whose product is annotated as pleckstrin homology domain containing A2. The transcript is spliced from 12 exons. NCBI's taxonomy places the organism in Eukaryota, Metazoa, Chordata, Testudines, Emydidae. The record is from RefSeq and is a predicted model, not a curated record. Gene Ontology annotation, molecular function: PDZ domain binding. Gene Ontology annotation, cellular component: membrane; cytoplasm. The coding region runs from base 193 to 1482 and encodes 429 amino acids.
CCUGCCCCUGCACUCACAUCCGGGGUUGGGUUUGCUGCUAACGCGAAACGUAAAUUAACCCGGAAAAAACGAGGCGCUGGAGCCACACGCCCCCAGCUCCCGAUGUGACCGAGGCGCCGGAGCAGCGCCCGGCUGGCCAUGCCCCGGGGCAGCCCGCAGACGCCGCUGGGGUGAUGCUACAAGAAGCCCGGGAUGCCUUAUGUGGAUCGACAGAAUCGUAUCUGUGGGUUUCUAGACAUCGAAGAAAAUGAGACCUGCGGCAAGUUUCUGCGAAGAUAUUUCAUCUUGGACACCCAGGCCAACUGUCUUCUGUGGUAUAUGGAUAACCCCCAGAAUCUGGCUCUCGGGUCAGGAGCUGUCGGAUCUUUGCAGCUGACCUAUAUAUCCAAGGUCAGCGUCGCCACCCCGAAACAAAAACCGAAAGUCCCGUUCUGCUUUGUUAUCAAUGCUUUAUCUCAGCGCUAUUUCUUACAAGCCAGUGAUCAAAAGGACCUACAGGACUGGGUGGAGGCUCUGAACCGUGCCAGCAAGAUUACGGUGCCAAAGAGUGGUAGUUUGCCCCCAGCCACAGAGAUUACAAAGCCCCCCAUUGCACCCCAAACCCAGGAGAAGAAACCACAGGUGGCCUACAAAACUGAGAUCAUUGGAGGGGUGGUUGUGCACACACCUAUCUCUGUCAAUCAGAAUGGAGGGGAAGGAGCAGACGGCGGUGACGUGGCCACUCACCCUCUUCUGAGACGCUCCCAGAGCUACAUACCCACCUCUGCCUCCAAGCCGUCCACAGGGCCACCUGUCCUCAAGAGCGGCUACUGCGUGAAGCAGGGGAAUGUGAGGAAGAGCUGGAAACGCCGGUACUUUGCUCUUGACGACUUUACCAUCAGUUAUUUCAAGUGCGAGCAGGACAAGGAGCCCUUGCGUUCGAUCCUCCUGAAGGACGUCCUCAAGACCCACGAAUGUCUAGUCAAAUCUGGUGACCUUCUCAUGCGGGACAAUCUAUUUGAAAUCAUAACGAGCUCCAGAACAUUCUACAUCCAGGCAGACAGCCCUGAGGAUAUGCACAGCUGGAUCAAAGCAAUCACAGAGGCGAUGCAGGCCCUGAAAAGCCGCCCAAGGGAAAUGUCCUUUGCGAGAUCCAUUUCUUCUAUGAGCAGGCCUGGGUGCUCCAAUCUUUCAAGCUCCUUGAUCCCCUCCUUGCCCCGAAUGAGACAGCCCGGGGACGAGAGGAAAGCACUCUGCAAAACCCCUUCCACCCCAUCCUGGCAGCCUUGGACGCCAGUGCCGCAGCCAGGAGGGAAGCAGCCCAUGAUAGAGGAGAUGACUGGGCAUAUGAGAGACUCCGUGUUUGUGCCCUCAUUCACAGAGUGUGAUACUGGAGCCAUGCAGCAGAGGCGUGUACGGCACAGAUCUGAACCCCAGCACAUUAAAGAGAAGCCAUUUGCGUUUAACCUGGAUGAUGAGAACAUCCGGACCUCUGAUGUGUAACCAAACCCAGGCUCUUUUCGCCUUCAGUUGUGAUUUUUUUAAAUGAUGAACUCUGUUGAUAGCAGUUUAAUGCAAAGGUACCUUGAUUCUACCCCAGACACAUGCAGUGGUAUCAGCUAGCCCGAGCCAGCAUAGCGUGCCACUUGUGUAAUAACUAUUGCAAUGUGAUGUACUUUGUCUGCUGAAACAGAGCAGAUUUUGGACUGAAAGAGCUGGUCUCCUCAGUACAAGUGUGGAUAUGUGUGCUAAGUGCAUUGGGCCAGAUUAAUCUCUGGUGAAACUCCAUUUAAUUACCCGGGAUGAAUUUGUCCUGUUUUUGCCAACUCUCACCAGUGACAUGAGCUUUAGGUAGAACCACUUCCCUUGAUAGUGUUGCUUUCCCAGAAAAGGAAGUGGAGGUCACAUAUUUCUAACAGUUCCCCUCUCCCCACCCUCCACCGAAAGCCCACCUUUAACAGCCCAGUUUCUUUCUGUACCACCAGGCUGCCAGUGGUGAGCAUGAGAACUGAAGCAGCACUGGAGGAAGGCAAUGAGAACUGUCAGUAGCCAAGGCAGCCCUUUGUUUCAUUAGGAGGACACCACUGUGACUUGGUGAUCUUAAACCCAUUUUGUGCUCACUUUGUGCAGGCAUACAUGACGACCGCACAGGGUGUAAGUUGGGAAGCAUCAGACCCCGGUGCCUAACCUGACAAAACAGCACUACCUUUAGCAAAUACCGUGGUUCUGAAUUCUUGGGAAUCAUGCAGGAAAUGUAGGACAAGAUAUUGUCAAAGGCACAGAGGGCAGUUAGGUGCCCAGUUCUCAUUGACUUUCAGUAGGAGAUGGGUACUUAACUCCCCCAUACAGGCCAAAAAGGAAUGAGUGAGUCACACUAGGAAAUCUGCUGUGUUUAUAAAAAGAAAGAACACUGCAACUUUAAAACUGGUUUUCUAGGAGACCAGCUCUUCACAGUGGCCAACUAACAAUGUAUUAACAAAUCUAUUUUCUUUGUAAUAACUCCUUUUCUAUCCACGGCCUUUACAUGAUGUCAGACUCUGGAAAAAGCUCCUUGUUCAGACCUAUGUAACACUUCAUGCAUUGAUGAUAACAAACAUGUUUCUUGGUAUAUUUAUAUUUUUUUAAAAUGUGAGUCAAGGAUAACACCACUUCUUUGCAGACUAGGUGUAACUGAAUAUCUGUGGCAAGAAUAUUCUCAGGUAUGUAUCCAAUCUUGCAUUGCAUACACUUGGGCACAAAGAUUUAAUUAAAAUGCCUGAAUCUUGAAGUAUUAAAUAAUAUGUAGUGAAAGCAGAAUAUUUACAAUGAAAUUGGGAUGAUUUGGCCAUCCAACCAGCAUGCACUCUCGACCUUUACAUGUAAAUAAGCAGAACUCUUUUUUUUUUUUUUUUUUUUUUUUUUUAAGCAAUGCAAACGUGGCAUUAACCCAUAACAAAACAAGCUGAUGCACAAAGGGUAUAAAACAAUUUACAGCAGAGAGAGUGUUUGAUCUUUUUCACCUAAGAAGUGGGUAAGUAAUCACUCUCAGCUAGACACCACACAACUCUCUUUCCUGUCUCUUUAUUUCCUGUGGGGGUUUUUAAUAGCGGCUCAGGUUGUUCUGUGAUUUUUUUGAAGACUUUGUAAAGCCUGUACAAGGCAGGUGUACCUCUUACAUCGCUAUUUACAGGGCUUCAGUGGUUCAUAGGCCUUUUGCCAGCCCUCUGUGUAGAGGGGAGUUUAACCCAGAAUGAAAAGCUAUCCAGUCUUUCCAUUUGUGUGUCCAGCUGCUUCUGCACCAAGCCUUCUCCCCUCCCACCCUUACUCAGACAAAACCACCAGUGACUUCCUUGGGAAUUUUGCCUGAUUAAGCACAGAGGAUGAGGUGCUGUUUAUCUAAAAAGCAGCACAUCUAGCUAGAAACCCUUAUCCAAGGCUAAAGCAAGUUCACACCAUCGUAAGUAAUUAAAAGCAUCCCUUGCUUUAUUAUUAAGACAUUGCUGAAUGGGUUGCAAGUUCCAGCUAUUCGUAGUUUCAGUGCUACCUACACUCGUAGAAACUGACCUUCGUGAACAGAAGGCAGCGGCUGUAGAUAAUGGCCCCCAGUGAAGCCAUGCUAGCGUUCUUACCACGGACUGUAGACUUGCUCUGAAGAGGGUUAGAUGAGAUGGUUAAAAGCUGGUGGGGACCUAGAACUCUGCCUAUACUAGCUGCUGCCUGUUAGCAAGCGUGAGAGAUCUUUAAGGGGAAAAGAGGCUAGCGUAAACCCAGCUGAAGACUCCAAAUGGAAUUUCAUGUCCUAAACCAGAAAUGUGCAUGCUCUUGCCAUCUCUAAUAAAUUGAAGUUGAUACCUCAGUCUUAAAUGUUCCAAUCAUACUGCAGCAGCUGUAGGUUUGGGAUCUCUUGGAGUGGUCUUGAGAUAGCAAAGAUUUCUACUUCUUUUUAUUGUCUGACCGUUGUCAUUGGCUGUAUGGAGCAAUGCCAUGUGCCCUACAAACUCUGCUUAAUAUUACUCCACUGGAGAAAAUCCCUUUGUUUUGUCCUGGCCUGCACAGGAUUUUACUGUUUUAAGAACUAUAUGUAAGCCUGGUCCAAACUCAGUUUUUGGCCAAAUGGGGCUUUAUCAUGGUUUGGCCCAUGAGUAUGGAUGGAGCCAAAUCACGUUAUAACUAAACUGAAAUAAUAAGUUCUUGCUUCCAUUUCUACCUGUACCAAAGGGUUUUUUGUAACCCACACAGCCAGCCAAAAUCCAUUCCAGCCCUGGCCAAAACCACGUUCAAACUGUACUUGAGCACAGCUGUUAAAUAAGACUGAAAACCCUUGUGUAGAACAACAGUAUCUGUCAAUCUCAGGUUUUCGUAGGGCACCCGUCGCUGUGGUGUUUAUGCUCUGAUCGCUGUUACGCUGAGAGCUAGGAUUGGAGGUGAGGACUCAAAGAUUAACUUGGAACCUUUGCCACUGGGUCAGACCAAAGGUCCAUCUAGCCCAGUAUCCUGUCUUUAGACAGUGGCCAAUGCCAGGUGCCCCAGAGGGAAUGAACAGAACAGGGAAUCAUCAAGUGAUCCAUCCCCUGUCACCCAUUCCCAGCUUCUAGCAAACAGAGGCUAGGGACACCAUCCCUGCCCCUCCUGGCUAAUAGCCAUUGAUGGACCUAUCAUCCAUGAAUUUAUCUAGUUCUUUUUUGAACCCUGUUAUAGACUUGGCCUUCACAACAUCCUCUGGUAAGGAGUUCCACAGGUUGACUGUGCAUUGUGUGAAGAAAUACUUCCUUUUGUUUGCUUUAAACCUGCUGCCUAUUAAUUUCAUUGGGUGACCCCUAGUCCUUGUGUUAUGAGUAAACAACAGUUCCUUAUUUACUUUCUCCACACCAGUCAUGAUUUUAUAGACGUCAAUCAUAUCCCCCCUUUACCCUGAUGGUUCAGAAUCAGGUGUGUGCAUAAUGUGUGCUACUGUAAUACCAACAAAAGUGACCACUAGAAGCAUGGGCUACAAUUUUUAUGACAGGGGGAGGGGAGGGGAAUUCUCUUUCUAAACAAUGGACUUCAGACACAUAUCCCUGGCUCCGUCAAUGUACAUUUACAAGACAAAUGAGGGUUUGCCUAAUAAGAAGGGAGGAUAGCUUGAAAAUCUGUACAUACUGACUCACCACAGAAUGAAAUUAAAGUAGCGCUUGCAUGCAUUGCUUAAGCCCCAUAUUUUCAGAUUCUCGUAGUGUUGAGGAUGCACUGCUUUUGGAGAGAGAGGCCAGAAUUUUUAAAGUACUAUCUGGUGAAUUCAAAUAGGUCAACAUGACUGUAAUACAGCCUGAAUGUAGUUGCACCUUUUGUCUUCGUGGAUACAGCUGGCUAGAGCACGAUUUAAUAAUGUUACAUGCCUGGGGGGACAGAUUUCAGGAAUCCAUGCUGAAUUCUUUUACUUUUAUAUUUCAGUUCUAGUCAAAACAACUAAGUACAAAUGUAUACUUUUAUAUAUCCUGCCAAUCUAUUUAAAAUAUUGAAUGGAGUCCCCCACUUCAGGUCAAUCAGUUCAAACAAUGGUUCUAUGGGAGACACUGGGAAAUGUUGAAACAAUGAAUAUGAAUUGGAUCCAUGUAAAUGGUACAGCAAAAGUUAUAUUACUGAACUGUAGGAGUCUACAUUUGGAUUGUUUUUUUUCCCCUUUGGCUUUAUUUGCACUAGAUUUUCUCUUUUUAUACUGUUGUGGGUUUUGUUUUGUUUUUUCAGCUGACCUGCUGUUUAGCUAAUAAAACAUCCGGUUUUGACUAUA